CCCAGCCAAAUCCUUGCUCGGUUAUCAGCAACUAAUUACAAUCUGGAAAGUUCCUUGCAUCGCCCUUGUAAUGGUGCAGCCACUCGAGCAAAAAAGUUUUCGCAGCAGCGCCGAUAAAAAAAGGGCUUGAGCUUGAUUUCAAACCGAUGGCUCCAAAAACUGAAAGAAGGGUCGCAGUAGAAGCGACGAUCUUCCCUGGAAAAGGGUUCCCGUAAACCUUUUUGCCCCUGCAAUCAGGAGGAUCAGAAUGAUUCGACUCCCGGACCUGACGACAAAUAUAUAUAUCCUCUCGCCACCAAAGCGCGGGAAGCAUCUCAAAGUCGCUCGACGUCCCGACGAUCAGCCAUCUCCAUCGCGAUAAGUACUGGGGCAAAGGCGCAACGGCCGAUUCAGGCAUCUCAGACACCCCGUCUCGGAAAGGCAAAACCGCUCUUGGUUGGCCAAGCUCAGGUACCCACCACCAGCACGUCGGGAUGAUUCGCGUGGACGACCUCAUCGCCGACCUCUGCGAGCUGCCGGCCAGAGUCAUCGUCGGCAAGAAGAAGCGCAAGGAAUUCCAGAAGGUGGACUUGCUGGUCCGGAUGGACUGCGAGGGCUGCGAGCGCAGGGUCAGGAAGGCGCUGGAGGACAUGAAAGGCGUGAGCAGCGUGGAGGUGGACCCGAAGCAGAACAAGGUGACGGUGUCGGGGCAGGUGGAGGCGCCGGAGGUGGUGAAGCGGCUGCGGCGGCGGGCGGGGAAGAAGGCGGAGCCGUGGCCCUACGUGCCGUACGAGGUGGUGCCGCACCCCUACGCGCCGGGGGCCUACGACAAGAAGGCGCCGCCGGGGUACGUGCGCAACGUGCUCGACGACCCCGACAAGGCGCCGCUCGUCAGGGCAAGCUCCAUGGAGGAGAGGUACACCGCCGCCUUCAGCGACGACAAUCCCAACUCCUGCGCCGUCAUGUGACCCUCCGCACGCUUCCUGUCUUCCAGAUCCAGCAUAGGAUAGGUUUCAUUUCCAUCGCUGUUAGCUUGCUGUGUGCCUCUACAGUUCUUGAAUGAUGUUUCCUAGCUUGCUCUCUCUGGCAGCUUUAAAUUUUUGUGGCAAUGUUAAUUUUACCGUAUGUGGAAUGUUGAGAUGAACACAGCUAUGUGCUGUUUGGGUUAUAGG
This is a messenger RNA of Panicum hallii, 1151 nucleotides long. RefSeq names its product heavy metal-associated isoprenylated plant protein 27-like. Gene Ontology annotation, molecular function: metal ion binding. The record is from RefSeq and is a predicted model, not a curated record. The transcript is spliced from 3 exons. Bases 474 to 947 code for a protein of 157 amino acids. Lineage: Eukaryota; Viridiplantae; Streptophyta; Magnoliopsida; Poales; Poaceae.